CGAAACUAGACCGGACACAUUAUCCAUAUCUAGCAAUAAUGCCAUACUAACCGAAGCUGGCAUUCCCGCAUCCUUCAUAAAAAAGAAAAAAAAGAAAAAAAAGAAGAAGAAAAGAAUAUUAUAAUUAUAGUAUAAUGACAAUUCACUAGGCUUGGAAUGUUAGGUAGGAAGGGAAUUGAGAAACUAAUAGGUUUAAAUAUAUUACUAGGUUGUUAGUUACCUCUUGCGAUAGAGACUCACACGGUAUGAGAUGUAACUUUUUACGUCCCUGAUAUAAAAGGAUCAUGUGUCCUCCUUGGCAUUCGCUACGGAACAAAAUGGAGCCCCAGUUCCAGUGAUGGUACACUAGGUAGUAUAGAUCUAAAGUACCUGGGCCUAAUUCCCGUAAUUCCCCAAGUGUACCUAUUUCAUCUGUCUUGAUACAUUCGGUACAUAUUGACUAGGGUUGGGCCUGUUACUUACGAAUUUCUUCCAUGUUUAAUUUCUUUUGCCUCGUCGAUACUUUUCUUGACUCUUUAAAUGUCUCUUUCGCCUAUCAUCCUAUUAUUCCAAACCCUGUUCCGUGUACUGAGAAGCUGACAUUGGCACUUGGCUGAUCCUUGAAUCACUCUCCUUUUCAUUCAUACUUCCUCCGCUCAAUUUAUUACGCAGCUUGCCGUCUCGAGUUCGAAGGUAGAAAAGGAAGAGAAGAGAAAAGGAAAAUCAUAAAGAUUGAUGUUGCGGCGCUCAACAAUUGCCAUUUGCUUUCAUCACUUGAACGGCUCUGUUGCUAGAUUCUCAACUCGCUCUUUAAAACAUUCUUGCAUUCUCUCCUCGUUGGCCGCAACCGCAGCUGCUCCAAAGUUCCACUUCACUGCAAUCAAUUCUCCGAUAACAAGAUUCGCAAUGGCUUCCCAUCUUGCUAUCUCCAACGGCGUGCGCACUCACGCCAACCCUUAUAAAAUUCUGAUUGCCGGUGGCUGCUACGGCGGCCUAGCUGUGGCUGUCAACCUCCUCGAAAAAUGCGACACUAUCGAGUCUCCUAUCCCAGUCGAGAUCACCAUUGUCGAUGAGCGCGAUGGCUUCUACCAUGUAAUUGGUUCACCUCUUGCUUUCGCGUCGAAUAGCUACGCUGAGAAGGCUUGGGUAAACUUCAAAGAUAUCCCUGUGCUGCAGAGACCAGACGUGAGGUUCGUCCAUGGUACUGUCAGCAAGGUCGACUGCGAGAACAAGAUAGCGACAAUUAUUGAACAGCCAGAACAAGCAGAACGGGACCAGGGGUACGACUUCUUCGUUGCCUCUUCUGGACUCCGACGUGCCUGGCCUGCAGUGCCGCAAUCGACUAGGAGAAAGGAUUAUCUCGAAGAGACCCGUCGACACAUCGAUGCCAUAACUAACAGCACCGCACCAGUGUUAAUUGUUGGCGGAGGUGCUGUGGGUAUUGAGAUGGCUGCUGAGCUGAAAGAGGUUCAGCCCAACGUCAAGGUUACGCUGGCACACUCCCGAGCUAAGCUGCUAUCGGCCGAGCCUCUCCCUGAUAACGUCAAGGACUGCGCGCUAGACCUGACGGAACAAGCCGGCGUCGACGUCCUCUUGAACCACCGGUUGAAGAGCAAGACGCCCGUGAAGAACGAAGAUGGCACCGAGGUAUUCGAGGUAGAAUUCGAAAACGGCCACAAAAUGAUCGCAAGCCAAGUCGUCAUGGCCAUCUCCCACAGCGUGCCGUCAACCACCUAUCUGCCCGAAGAUGCGCUUACUGAGGACCGCUAUGUCAACGUCCGGCCAACUCUGCAGCUCUCUUCGGACAAGGUCGCCAACGCCGAGUCCCACUUUGCCGUCGGGGAUCUGAUCAACUGGUCAGGCAUCAGGCGAUGCGGCUCGGCGAUGCACCAGGGCCGCUAUGCGGGGUUGAACAUCCACCAACUCAUGCUGCAGGACAUACAAGGCAAAGAACCCGUGUUUAACGAACUAGCCGAGGUUCCGCCCAUGAUCGGCCUCGCGGUAGGCAAGAACGCGCUCUCAUACGGCGGAGAAGGCAUGAAGCACGGAAAACAAGUGAUGGAGUGGUUCUUCGAGGAGGACCUAGGCUUCAGGAUUGUUUGGGAUCAUCUUCGACUUGGUGGUACCAAGGCAUGAAUAUGACGGAAAUAAAAUACGGCUGCACGCUUUGGUUCGAGUGGGGUGUUAUCGGCGUUCAUUGGGGGGUCCUGGGGUAAAAUGAUUUUGACGGUUGGAAACACGAGUUCCUGCGGAUGCUGGGAUUAGACCGCACCACACGUGUAAAGUAAAGUAGACAGACGGGCAGUUCUUGUUAAUUAGAUAUUAAUGAGCACAGUUCUUAUUCGAAUAAUACAUUGUAAAGUA
Messenger RNA from Daldinia caldariorum, 2343 nucleotides. RefSeq names its product FAD/NAD(P)-binding domain-containing protein. The coding region runs from base 715 to 2115 and encodes 466 amino acids. NCBI's taxonomy places the organism in Eukaryota, Fungi, Ascomycota, Sordariomycetes, Xylariales, Hypoxylaceae. Gene Ontology annotation, cellular component: cytoplasm. The record is from RefSeq and is a predicted model, not a curated record. Gene Ontology annotation, molecular function: flavin adenine dinucleotide binding; electron-transferring-flavoprotein dehydrogenase activity. The transcript is spliced from 4 exons.